Brassica rapa (field mustard) is the source of this 4204-nucleotide messenger RNA. RefSeq lists its product as uncharacterized. Lineage: Eukaryota; Viridiplantae; Streptophyta; Magnoliopsida; Brassicales; Brassicaceae. The record is from RefSeq and is a predicted model, not a curated record.
AAAAUGCCAAAUAUAUUUUCGGUUUAUAAGUAUCAUAAGUUUUUUGGUUCAGAUUUUAACAUGUAUUGUUUUGUUAGUUUAAGAGUGUGAUUAUUUGUUUUUGCAUAGUCAAAUACAAAGAGUUCUAAAAAUGAAGAGUAUUUAUGAGAUUUUGUCAUGCUUUUUUAAAGGUGGAAUUAUAUUUUGGCUAACAAAUUUUUUCUUUUAUGUAAAUUAUAAAUUUAAAAUAUUUGAUUUUAUUUUUUUACAAAAAAAAAUUGAUUUUACGAGUUUUUAUAAUUUACCCUAAAUUUUUUGUAUAUGACUAUUAAAUAGUUUUUAAUGGGAUUUUUUUUUGUUUUGAAGAAAAUUCUAACCCGUACUAUAUAAAACAUUUUUAGUUAUGUAAUUUUUUUGUCUGUAUUAUAUAAAAUGAAGACGUAAUUAUUUAAAAUUUAAUAUUUUAGUUUUAACUAAAUAAUCAUUUUAGUUCAAUAUGUAUUGCAUUAAGUUAUAAUAUUUAUAUUUUUACGGAAUAACAUAAUUUCAUAUAAAUAUAAUUUAUAAAAAUUAAAAUGGAUUUUUUUUUUAUUUUUACUUUUAUAAUUUUAAAGUGUAAAGAGGUCAUCCAUAACUUUAAGAGAAUUUUUUUAAGAUAGCAUUUUUUUUAAUUUAUGUCACAAAAAUAUCUUUCAAUUAGAAAAAUGAUCAAAAGAAGUUUAUUAAAAACUAAAAAUGGAUUUAUACCCUAGGGUUAAGUAAUCUAUACUUAGGGUUUAGAGUUAAGGGGUGGUGCUUUGAAGAUAGGGUUUCAAAUUAAAAAAAAAAUUCAAAAUAAAAAAAUGAUUAUUUUGAUCAUUUUCUUUAUUGAAAACUAUUUUUGUGACAAAAAAUUAAAAAUAAUUAUUUGAAAGAAUUGCUCUAACUUUAAUCUGGUCAAAUUUUAUUUAAUUUUUAUAAUGUAAAUAAUCUUUGGAAAUCCAUCAAGAAUUAACACAUAGUUUUUUUUUCAGAAUUCCAUCAGUAAUUUUUUGACAUACUACUUUCUUUGGAAAAUUGUUAGGAAUUUUGGAUUAUUUUCCAACAUAAUGAAAUUUGUCGGGAAUUCCCUAUAGAAUCAUGACGGCUUUUCUAUAUGUCUUUUUGAUAGAGUUUUGUUGAUUUUUUUGAAAAUUCUCAGUUAUUUUUUGGUCAGAAUUGAGAAAUUUCAGUGUCUUCUGUAAUAAUAUAGAUUAUUUUGGCAGAAUAAAAAAUAAAUGUUAAAGACCAUAUUAUAAUUUUAAAAAAAUAAUCCUUUAAAAAUCAAGAUGUGAAUAAUUUAUUUUCAAAUUUGAAAUAAAAUUAUUCAUUAUUUCUUUGCAAGAAAUAAAUAAAAAAAUUUAAAAAUAUAAAGAAAAAAUAAUAAUGAAACAAGGUAGGAGACGGUCUUAAAAAUAUCUCUUCGCGGUAUAUUAACGAAGAACAGUUUGAACGUAGCAUGAUUUUGGAGAGAGUUUAAUGUCCAGGACAAUGAACCACCAUGAUAAUUUUUUGUAGGGAGAUAGUUUGAAAAAUGAAGGAUGAAGGGAUGAUAAAAUCGUAUUUAAAAUCGUAUAUAAAUUGGGUUAUUAUUGUGUGUUAUUAAAUCAAAUAUCAUGAUAUCAUGUAAAAUAACUUUCACUUAUUUAUGAUUUUGCUACUGUAUUAUUUUAUAGUUAAGCUAAAAUUAUACUAUCUAAUAGAUAUGAAAUAUAAGAAGAAUAUGAAAUUAAAAUUUAUUUGAAUCGUAAAAUAUAAAUAGGCUAUAAAUAUACAAUCAUGUUUCAAACUGUUAUCGAUAAUUUUUGCAGAACUGAUGAUUAAAAUAUUAUAAGUAUAAUAAGAAUUUAAAAAUAAUAUUUUAAAUAUAUACACCAAAUUAAUCUUCCUUAAUUUCCUGUAAAACAUUCAUUCUAUUAUUUAAUAUGGUUACAUAUUAAAUAUAAUCGUCUGCCAAUACAAGAAGUACCAUUCAGACGUUAUUUUCUUACCAGUACCAUUUAGACGUUUUUGCCAAUAAAAUAGAACAAGUUGGCGUAAGACAGACGAAUCUUUUUCUUGAUGUUUUCUCCUUGGUUAUUGUAACUAAUAAAUUACUAACAUUAUUAUUAACCAUAUGCUCUGUACAUUUCUACUCCUAUUAGACCGAUAUAUUAUUUUAUCCGGCAUAAAACAAGUGAUUUAAAUAUAAAAUAUACUAAGAAUUUGACGGUGGCUUGUUUCCAUGAAUCUAAAUUGGUGGAACCAAAAAUAUGUGAGGCUUUAGUAGAUAGAAGUAUCCUAAGUAAUUUACAUGCAUAGAGAAAUAUACCAUAUUUACAAAGUAUAAGCAUACGUAAGCUGUUGAAUAUAUAGUGUUACAUUUGUAUCUAUUAAUCAUUAAUAUGUACAGGCUAUAUUGGUCCUAGUUAAAGGUUUAAGGAUUGCAAUACAGAGAUCUAUAUAGUUCAUUAUUUUUCUUUAGCCCUGCUAGGUUCAUAGCUUCUAUUUAGAACGCUACUAUUGUAAUAUUGUUACUAGGCAAUAAUUUGACUCGUCCAUCAAUAUUCAAUGUUUAUCAAAUCCACAGUAAAUAUUUUGGAAUUUGUAACCUUAUAUGAAUAUCUAAAAACAGGCCUAUCAAACUAUUUAUAGAUUACCACGACACCUAUUCAUUUCGAAAUGUUGGGACAAAUGACAAUUCAUACUCCAUAUAUUACACAAAUGUUGGUUGAAUUUACAUUUUAAAAAUGAUACAUGUAACUUUUUGAAAAAAAUUAUUUUAAAACAUUUAGAAACGAAAGGGAAAGUAGUUUGAUAUUUUCGUCGAUUGGCUAAUGAAGUAAUGAUUAUCAAAACAAAUCCUUAAAACACCAACUUGGAAGAGUCAUCCAGUUAUCUCAUAUAUUUGCUUGAUCAUAAAAUGAAGAACUAUAAGAUAAAAUGAUGAAAUAAAAAAUGGAAGUAGAGCAGCUUCUUCAAGGAGGGUUUAACCUAAUUGAGCUCUCAAGCCAAGGAGAUGACCAAAUAAUAUAUGCUAAAAGUAGGAGACACGGAAACAGCUCCCACGUUCCCCUCUCUCUCUCCUUUUUUCUCUCAUCUCACCAACACUAAUAAACAACAAACCAAAUUUAAAAUGUGUAAAAAGAGUUAUACUUUCGAGGAAUAAUUUAAUAUGAUAUUUUUCUCUCUCUCUUGUGAUCCUCCAUAAAUCCUACCAUCUCAAACCCCACUGACCUGUCUCUCUUCCUAUUAUUACUCUUUGUAGUGAGUAGUGGCCAAAAUUCCAUCUUCCAAAGCCUAGUUACUCUGAGUUGUGUCCUCAUGGGAAUUCAGAAACCCGCAUGGUUGGAUGCGCUUUACGCAGAGAAAUUCUUCGUAGGAUGUCCGUACCAUGAGACGGCAAAGAAGAAUGAGAAGAACGUGUGUUGUCUUGAUUGUUGCAUCAGUCUAUGCCCUCACUGUGUACCCUCGCAUAGAUAUCACAGACUCCUUCAGGUUCGCCGCUAUGUGUAUCACGAUGUUGUUCGGCUUGAAGAUCUUCAGAGACUCAUCGACUGCUCUAACGUUCAAGCUUAUACAAUAAAUAGCGCAAAAGUGGUGUUCAUCAAGAAGAGACCACAAAAUAGACAAUUCAAAGGAGCUGGCAACUAUUGCACUUCAUGUGACCGAAGUCUUCAAGAACCUUUUAUCCAUUGCUCCUUGGGUUGUAAGGUGGAGUUCGUGAUGAAAAGUUACGGGGACAUUACUCCAUUCCUGAAGCCAUGUCACUCUCUUACCCUAGGUCCAGACUACAUCAUCCCACAAGAUUUACUAGCAGAUGAUGAUAUGGCUGCCUACGAGACUCCACGAUCAACGGUCGUGGAUGGUGAUGAGUCCAUGAGCUGGUCGUCGACUUCAUCCGAACUAAGAGACGCUGCAACCACCACCCACGUCGUUAGAAAAAAGCGAACCGGUUUCUGCUUCUGUGCCAAAUCGGCUAAUAGUUAUAAAGCAGUUUCGGAGGAUCCUGACGAUAUCUCAGCCUGCAUCAAUCGGCGCAAAGGCAUUCCUCAACGAUCUCCUCUCUGUUAACGUUCUCCUUCAUUUUAAUUUCUUUUAUAUUUUAAUCUUCUUCUUUUUUGACUAAAAUAUUUUUAUUUUCACAUAAUAGUCUUAUAUGUUACAUGCAUGGAUUAUUGUGUCUCUAUCUAAUAAAGUUUAUAAUCAAUCAUUUUGUUUUCCCUAA